This is a messenger RNA of Cygnus atratus (black swan), 3221 nucleotides long. It is a transcript of the gene SP1, whose product is annotated as Sp1 transcription factor. Gene Ontology annotation, molecular function: DNA-binding transcription factor activity, RNA polymerase II-specific; RNA polymerase II cis-regulatory region sequence-specific DNA binding. The coding region runs from base 272 to 2551 and encodes 759 amino acids. The record is from RefSeq and is a predicted model, not a curated record. NCBI's taxonomy places the organism in Eukaryota, Metazoa, Chordata, Aves, Anseriformes, Anatidae. The transcript is spliced from 5 exons. Gene Ontology annotation, biological process: regulation of transcription by RNA polymerase II.
GGGCCUGGAGCCGGGCCGGGGCCGCUGCCUCUUCCUCCUCCUCCUCCUCCUCCUCCUCCCCCCCCUCCUCCCCCCCCCGUCCCGCUGCCAGCUCCCCUUGGCAGCGCCCUGUGCUCGGCGCCCGGCAGCACCCCCGCCCCCCUCCCCGUGUCCCCCCCCCCCCCCUUUCCCCUGUCCCCCCGUCCCCCCCCCAGGGAACCCCGCUGCCCAGACAUGGCUCUGACUCCCGCUGUCGCCUCCCUCCCUCGCAGACCAGGAGAGCCCCGAUGAGAUGGCUGCGGUGAAGCCCGAGAAGGGCGAAGGCGAGGGCAGCAGCGACGGCAGCGCGGCCGGCGGCGAGGGCCAGGAGUCGCAGCCUUCCCCGCUGGCCCUGCUGGCGGCCACCUGCAGCAGGAUCGAGUCUCCCAACGAGAACUCCAACGGCUCCCAGGGCCAGCAGGGCGGGAGCAGCAGCGAGCUGGACCUGACGGCCGCCGCCGCCCAGAUCGCCCAGUCGGCCAACGGCUGGCAGAUCAUCUCCGCCGGCUCCAGCACGCCCACCUCCAAGGAGCAGGGCGGCAACGGCGGCGGCGGCGGCGACGCCUCCUCCAAAAGCCGGCCGGUGAGCGCGGGGCCGUACGUGGUGACGGCCGCCUCCAACCUGCAGAACCAGCAGGUGCUGACGGGGCUGCCGGGCGUCAUCCCCAACAUCCAGUACCAGGUCAUCCCCCAGUUCCAGACCAUCGACGGGCAGCAGCUGCAGUUCGCCACCGCCCCCGCGCAGGUGAACGUGCAGCAGGAUGCCUCCGGGCAGCUCCAGAUCAUCCCCGGCGCCAACCAGCAGAUCAUCACGAGCCGAGCGGGGACGGGCAACCUGAUCGCCAUGCCCAACCUGCUGCAGCAGGCCGUCCCCAUCCAGGGCGUGGGCCUGGCCAACAGCACCCUCUCGGGGCAAACCCAGUACGUGGCCAACGUCCCCGUGGCCCUCAACGGCAACAUCACCCUGCUGCCCGUCAACAGCGUGGCCGCCAGCCUGGCCCCCACCUCGCAGACGGUCACCCUGAGCGGCUCGGGCUCGCCGGACAGCAGCUCGCAGCCGGCCGCCUCGGGCGCCGCCGCCGCCGCCAUCAGCUCGGCCAACGGCGCCACGUCCCACGCCAGCUCCGGCUCCUUCUUCACCACCGCCAACAGUUACUCCGCCACCACCACCACCAGUAACGUGGGCAUCAUGAAUUUCUCCACCGGCGCCGCGGUGGGGACCAACGUCCAGGCGCAGCCGCCGCAGAGGGCCGGCAGCGUGCCCAGCUCGGACUCCCUGCAGAGCCCGGUCUCGGGGGUGGCGUUGCAGCCGGGGCAGCAGAAGGAGGGCGAGCAGAGCCAGCAGCAGCAGCAGCAGCAGCAGCAGCAGCAGAUCCUGAUCCAACCGCAGCUGGUCCAAGGGGGGCAGACGAUCCAAACCCUGCAGACCGCCCCGCUCUCCAGCCAGACCUUCGCCGCUCAAGCCAUCUCGCAGGACGCCCUGCAGAACCUGCAGCUCCAGGCCGUGCCCAACUCGGGGCCCAUCAUCAUCCGAACGCCCACGGUGGGGCCCAACGGGCAGGUGAGCUGGCAGACCAUCCAGCUCCAGAACCUGCAGGUGCAGAACCCCCAGGCGCAGACAAUCACCUUGGCCCCCAUGCAGGGAGUUUCGCUGGGCCAGACGGGCAGCACCAGCACCACGCUCACCCCCAUCGCCUCCCUCCCCAGCGGCACCGUCACGGUCAACGCCGCCCAGCUCUCCUCCGUGCCAGGCCUCCAGACUAUUAACCUCAGUGCCUUGGGAGCGUCUGGGAUCCAGGUGCACCAGCUGCCGGGGCUGCCGCUGGCCAUCGCCAACGCUGCCGGUGACCACAGCGCCCAGCUGGGCCUCCAUGGCGCCAGCGGGGACGGGCUGGGCGACGACAACGCGGCGGUGGAGGAAGGAGAGACCAGCCCGGACCCCCAGCCCCAGCAGGGCCGCAAGGUGCGGAGGGAAGCCUGCACUUGCCCCUACUGCAAGGACAGCGAGGGAAGGAGCUCUGGGGAUCCGGGUAAAAAAAAGCAGCACAUCUGCCACAUCCCGGGCUGCGGCAAGGUGUACGGCAAGACCUCGCACCUGCGGGCUCACCUGCGGUGGCACACGGGCGAGCGGCCCUUCAUCUGCACCUGGAUCCUCUGCGGGAAGCGCUUCACCCGCUCCGACGAGCUGCAGCGGCACAAGCGCACGCACACGGGGGAGAAGAAAUUCGCCUGCCCGGAGUGCCCCAAGCGCUUCAUGCGGAGCGACCACCUCUCCAAGCACAUCAAGACCCACCAGAACAAGAAGGGAGGCGCGGCCAACAGCGUGGCCAUGAACGUCUCCGCCGUCCCCAUGGACACGGGGGCGGCCGCGGAGGGCAACGGCGGGCCCACCCCCUCGGCCCUCAUCGCCACCAACAUGGUGGCCAUGGAAGCCAUCUGCCCCGAGGGCAUCGCCCGCCUGGCCAGCAGCGGCAUCAACGUCAUGCAGGUGGCCGACCUCCAGUCCAUCAACAUCAGCGGCAACGGCUUCUGAGGGCCCGGGCGGGACGCGGGCACCGGCGGCGGCGACGGCGCCGGGCGGCGCGGGGCCGAGAGGCGAGCGGGGACGGAGCCGGCGGCGGCGACGCUCAGCGCGGGGGCGACGUCCGGGCGCGCCCCCCCCCCCCCCCCAGCACUAUAACGCCCAGCUCCUCCUCCCCGGGAUCGCAGCCCUCCGUGAGCUGGCCGACCUCCGGGGCCCGGCGACCACACACGAAGGCCAGAGCUAUAUAUAUAUAUUUUUUAAUUUCGGCUUGACCCUCUUAUUAUUAUUAUUUUCCCUCCCCCCUGCCCUCCCUCCGCCCCCUCCCCGAGGUCCGUCUGCCCCUCCGUAGCUAGCCUUCGAUGCCAUCAUGCCUUUGGUAAAAGCAUACGAUCGUUGGGAUACAUUUUUAGCAAAAAAAAAAAAAAAAAGAAAAGAAAAAAAAAACACAAAAAAAAAAAAGAGGGAGAAAAAAAAAAAGAAAGAAAAAAGAUUCUAUAUUAUUAUUAUAUAUAUAAAAAUAUAAAAUGUCUUCGUUUGAGAGAGGAGAGGUUUUGCUGCGACCAUGGCUUGGUCCCUUUGAUGCCUUAUCUCGGAACAGGUUGACCCUCUGGGGCGGUUCGGACAGUGCCCGAGCCGCGGCUCAGACCCGACGUUACCUUCAUUGUAACCUUAAAAAGAG